This is a messenger RNA of Bradysia coprophila, 602 nucleotides long. RefSeq names its product general odorant-binding protein 83a-like. Gene Ontology annotation, molecular function: odorant binding. NCBI's taxonomy places the organism in Eukaryota, Metazoa, Arthropoda, Insecta, Diptera, Sciaridae. The record is from RefSeq and is a predicted model, not a curated record.
UUGUCGAGCACUCUAAAUGAUGUAUAAAAGGAAAAUGUAAAGGCUUCCGACAAUCAGUUAUUAGAAAGUAAUUGAACGUAAAAUGGGAAAAGUUUUAGUUGCUCUGAUAUUAGGCCUAAUGUGGAAAGUUGCCGUUGAAGCUGCAAUUGAGCUUCCCGAGCAUCUGAAAGGACCCGCGAAGAUACUAAGGAAGACUUGCCAGGCAGAAACGAAUGUGUCGGAAGAAUUGAUUGAACAAAGUAAAGGCGGUAAUUUGCCCAACGAUAAGGCUCUCCAAUGUUACAUAGACUGUCUAUUCCGGACGGUUGGAUUGUAUGACGCCGGAGGUAAUAUUAAAUUCGAUGACGUGUAUCACAUCAUGCCAACUGAAAUAAGGGAAAAAGUGGAUGCUGUGACUGCUGUAUGCAAGACAAUUCAUGGAUCAAACUCAUGUGAAACAGCCUGGUUAACAGUUAGAUGUUACUUUGAUGCCGAUCCCGAGCAUUCACUCCUUCCCUAGCGUCAGUAAUUUUUCCACAAAAAUCACCGUGAUUCACACAAAAAAAAAAAUAUUGGUCAACUGUAUCUUAAUACUAAACAAGAAAUACUUACUUAUCUGCAUA